UCAGACUGCUACAAGCCGACACAAGGCGUUCAGUUGAUUGUAGUCUGCUUGUUUUUAGUUUACAAUUCUAUAAAAUUACGCAGCUUAACUGACUCAAGAAAAGUGUUGGAAUUUUGAAAUUAUUAAAAUUUAUCUUUGAUUAGUUAUAAUUAUUAAUACUAUUGAUCAACGAAAAUGAGUGGCUUACAAACGGCGUCAUUUUAUAAUGGAAAUAAAGUACCAGUGUUAGCUAUUGGAACCAUGAGUUCCAUGUCACCGGAGGCUAUUAAAGAUGCUAUCAAACUGGGAUAUCGACACUUCGAUAUAUCUCCAGUACACAGCAAUGAAGAAGAAAUUGGCGCUGUACUAUCGGAACUUUUCACUAAUAAAGUGAUUCGGCGUGAAAAUAUUUUUAUAACAGCGAAAUUAUGGAAUACUUGUCAUCGACCAGACCAAGUGGAACCUUCGUUGAAAAAGACCUUGUCUCUUUUAAAUUUGAAAUACGUUAAUUUAUAUCUUAUGAACUGGCCAAUGGGAUUUGAAGAAUCAGACGAUCCUUUUCCGACGGAUGACGCUGGUCAGCUGCGAUUCAGCGAUGUGGAUUAUGUUGAUACUUGGAAGGCAAUGGAGCAAUUGGUCGAAAAAAACCUGGUAAAAAAUAUCGGCGUGGCCAACUUCAAUUCAAAACAAUUGACACGAAUCAUUGAAAAUUGCAGAAUAAAACCGGUAGUGAACCAAAUUGAAUGCCAUCCAUUUUUGCCACAAUUAAAGUUAACGGAAUUCUGUAAAAGUCACGGCAUACUCGUAUCGGCCAGAAAUCCAUUCGGUGCUCCUGAUCGACCAUGGUCAGAUCCAAUGAGUCAAGGUCAUUUGCAGAAUCCGCAAUUGAUAAAAAUUUUCCAGCAUUACCAAAAGAAACCGAGUCAAGUAUUUUUGCAUUAUCAGGUGCAAAAGGGGCAUUUGGUGGUUCCAGAAGGGUCAAUAAAAUCUAAGUUGGAAGAUCACUUAAGGAUCUUUGAUUUUAAGAUAACUAAAGAAGACAUGGGGCUUCUUGACAAAUUAAAUAGAAAUAGAAGAGUCGAUGCAAUGCUAAGUUGUGAGGACCACCCGUACUAUCCUUUUCACGAGGAAUAAUCAUGUGAUAUUAAAAGUUCAAUAGGAUUGAAUUACCACUCAUGUACUGAUUUUCGUGUCUACUUGGUAGACAAAAAUAGUGCAUCAAUUGUACAUAGUUUUAAAGAAUCAUUAUCAUUAAGAAACUAAUCAUUGAAGAAUAUUUUCUGACAUACAGCACAAAUAAAAAAAUAAUUA
Molecule: messenger RNA, 1290 nt
Organism: Trichogramma pretiosum
Lineage: Eukaryota; Metazoa; Arthropoda; Insecta; Hymenoptera; Trichogrammatidae
Product: aldose reductase-like
Exons: 5
Coding region: 175-1113 (312 amino acids)
Cellular component (GO): cytosol
Molecular function (GO): aldose reductase (NADPH) activity
Source: RefSeq, a predicted model, not a curated record